AUGGUCCUGGCCGUGCUCCUCUCUACAGCUGUGUUGGUGGUGACAGCAUGUGCUGAGAAGCUUCAAGUCUUUGGUCAUGCGCUCAACACGGGGCAAACCAUUCCACCACGGUGCGUGCAGGCUGAUGAGACGAGUCAUCUUCUCUGGGUGGAUUGGGCUUUGAAGCCCCCAGGACCGGCGGCGCAUGUAGUUGAGGUCAAAGUCGCCUGGCACACGACAAUGCCUGUUGAUCCCGAGGAUCAGGCAGUCUUUGUCGCCCAGCUUCGCAGAAACGGUAGCACCUUCUCCCUCAAGGACCUUCAGCGCGUGACGCUCUUCGAGGUUGAUGCCAUGUCCGAGGAGCAGGAGGAACAACCAGCUGCCCGAGUGCUUGAGGGUGAGCUAAACCUUGUCCUGGAUGUCGACCGAGGGGACGUGCUCGGGCUGUUGGAUUCCUGCGAAGGCGAAGAAGAGAUGCAGCACUGGGCCUUGGCAUUCACCGUGGCCGCAUCCUUGAGCAGUUCAGCGUUGCAGCUGUUGGCGCGAGUUUUGGAGGAGGCAAAAUGCUCCAACGAAGACAGCCUUCUGAAGAAUCUUCGGAGUUUGUCAGGAUGUUCCUGGGUGCUUGAGUACCCCAUCUACGUCCUCCAUACCGCGCACAUGGAGGGUGCGACGGAGCAGGAACUGCUGAUGUGGAUGGAUGUCGUUCGAACAGCUGCCUCCCCUGGCUUGGACAUUCGCUUCAUCGACGUGUCAGACGACUUUCAAUCAGUGAAGCUUGGAGAUGGGCAGGUCCGUUUAGACCGACUGGAUCUGAUGUGGAUGGAUGCGACACGUUCAGAUUCGCCUCGGAUACGUAAAGAAAAGCCGCGCCGGCACGAGGCAGGGUACCGACACAUGUGUCGCUUUCAAAGCUCGAAUGUGCUGGAACUGCCAGCUUUUCAGCGAAUGCGUUACCUGCUGCACUUAGACUCGGAUGCCACAUUUCAGUGUGAAGGAUCCAGAAGUGUGGACCCCUUCAAGGAGAUGAUCAAAUACAGAUCCGUGUAUGGGCUCUUUGAGGUUGGACUGGAGGUGGUCGAGCUUUGUCAAGGAGCGACUGGCUCAGGGGGCAGGUGGGUUCUCCUCAACGACUUGCAGCUCGGGACCCUGUUUCUCACCUACCUUGGCAUGAAACAAUGGACAAAGCCUCGGCUCCUCGGCUCCGGCAAAGCCGAGGUCCAAGUCGACGGCCUCGAGCAGAUGCAAGAAGUGCUCGACCUCGACUUCUUCCAUCGACCAGAUGUGCUAGAGUUCAGCCGUCGUGUCGGCGGCCCCGCCUCCCUGCAUUCUCAGCAUGUCAUGCGAACGGAUGUGGUGCACCUCUUCAAUGUCGAGGCUACGCUUGGGCACUACAGGCACCUCUGGGGUGACCAUCUCAUUCGCGCUUAUCAGGAGCAAAGGGCGAACGGCAGCAACAGCACUAGAGGAUUUAUUGAUCAAGCCCAGAGCAUAA
Molecule: messenger RNA, 1474 nt
Organism: Symbiodinium necroappetens
Lineage: Eukaryota; Dinophyceae; Suessiales; Symbiodiniaceae
Source: the annotation of a GenBank genome assembly